CAAGUGUACCUUUUCAAAUACACUAGGUAACCAAAAUAUCAGCUAAAGAUGUUUUGAGUGUCUAAAACAAUAUUAAAUUACCACAAGAAAACGUUAUUCCCUGUACUCGAAUAACUUAGCUACAUUUUUAGUAUUCAAUUCUAACGUAUUAACUGGUGUAGCAAAAAUGGUCGCACACCACUGUUUUAUUUUGUUAUUACAUUCCAUACUACCAGUCAACUUUAUGAUGAUUGAAUCCACAAACCAAAUUUCACCGGCGUACUAUAGCAGUCGAACAUUCCCUCAUUCAUUCGUUAAAACCGUGAACACUCUGAAAACCUAUAAUGAGCGAGAAAUACAAUUUUGUGAAAAAGAAAUUACAAUUCUGACAAAUCCCGUUCAGACUUACAACGAUACUAAAGGCCGCGAUAAGGUGUUUGAUAAAUUCGACACGAAAGUCCAAGACAUAAUAUGCACUCUCUCUUUAAUAGUGAAAACGAAACUGGAGUACUUGACGAAUAUUCUGGAUGGAUUGCGAAGUGGAGGAGCUCUAGAAGUUGCAAUGGAUAAAUUAACUGUUUUAAAAGCAGAAGCCGGGAUUAUGGUCCUGUUGUUUCAAAGUGGCAAAGUCAAGGCGGGUAAAUGGUUUUGGAGUUAUUUUUUUAAAAUCCUGGCAAUUAUUGAAUACGAAAGUAACAAACAUUUCUUUGGGGAGACUCUAAUGGAAGAAGAAGAAUUACAAAGCGGUAUUAUAAGUUUUAUUAAAAACUGCAAGGUUGAAAAAUACCUUCCCAAGAAAAUAACGGAGUCGGAUUUGGUAUCGAAAAAUCCCAAUGUACCCAAAGAUAUAGUUAAAUACUUGCACAAGACUGUGCUAGGUUAUUAUUAUUCUUUCGGUAUGAAUUUCUUAAAAAUUUUCCAUUUUUAUUUAAAACCGUUUUGGACUGAAUUUAAAUUAUUUUUUGGGAAAAUAACAGGAUUAAUUGUAGAAUGGUUGCCGACGAUAAGACGGCACGUAGACGAAGUGAAUAAAACCAAGGAAUACAUUGAAAACGGCCAAUGGAUAUCGAAACCGUUCGGACACCUUAGUUACCACGAGUUAGUAAACCAAAUUAUAGCUGUGAGAAUGUACGCCUAUCUGUGGGUGAUGUUGGUAAUAUUCAAUAGAGAAAUGCCUAAAAUGGAUGUAAACAGAAUAGACGUCGUUUAUAACAAGACAAAAGAGGCAAUCGAAAUGGUACAAGAAUUCAUGCCACACACCGACACUUUUUUUUCUGAUGUAAUAGCAGCGUUUCAUUAUGCAAUGCACGAAGAUCUAAAAAAUUUCGACAGUAUAAUAUCUAGAAUAUCGGUAAGAGUCAAAGACAUUUUAGUUGAGUUAAACGGGCGUAAUUCUAAUGGUAGUGACUGGAUCAGUAUUGACACAAACGAAGAGUUUAGCGAUGAUAUGAAAGAGCCAUUUCUCCAUGAAUUUGGGAAUAAUUUUAAUCUAUUAAGAAUUAAUUUAAUGCCUUUAAAUUAUGCGCUUGUGUUGAGUUUUCUGGCAGAAGGUAAAUGAUAUAUUAUCAAGGAUAAUGGCCAAAUUAUUUAUCUAACAUUGCACUUAUAAUUUGUAAUUUUUGUUCAUACAUCUUCCCAUAGAAAUAUUACAAUAGGCUAGAAAUAUCCUACUUCGUCACCAUGAAUAUACCAACCUUAUCCCGUUAAUAUUUAUAGGACCUAAUAUUGUUCUACUCUUUUCCCUAAUCUCUCUACGUUAAAUUGUAUUAUUUUUUAAUGUUAUCUUAAGUAUAAAUCAUAUUAUUUAUUAAACAUAAUACAUAUUUUUAAUAUUGUUUUCACAUUAACAUACAAUAAAGCACCACUUUAAAACUGUUGUAUUCAAAAGCUCGUCUUUGCUUUAAAAGUAGAAACCAUAAAAAAAUAGAAGUAACUCUAUUACUUAUUGUAGUUUUCUAACUUAACAAAAAGGUUUAUUUGCAUUUCUUUUUAGUUUA
Messenger RNA from Adelges cooleyi (spruce gall adelgid), 1976 nucleotides. RefSeq lists its product as uncharacterized. NCBI's taxonomy places the organism in Eukaryota, Metazoa, Arthropoda, Insecta, Hemiptera, Adelgidae. The transcript is spliced from 2 exons. Bases 167 to 1537 code for a protein of 456 amino acids. The record is from RefSeq and is a predicted model, not a curated record.